Morus notabilis is the source of this 2438-nucleotide messenger RNA. RefSeq names its product outer envelope protein 80, chloroplastic. The transcript is spliced from 16 exons. The record is from RefSeq and is a predicted model, not a curated record. Gene Ontology annotation, biological process: embryo development ending in seed dormancy; chloroplast organization. Lineage: Eukaryota; Viridiplantae; Streptophyta; Magnoliopsida; Rosales; Moraceae. Gene Ontology annotation, cellular component: outer membrane. Bases 147 to 2336 code for a protein of 729 amino acids.
AAAAAGCCCUCCAAAAACCCUAGACCUCUUCGUCAAAAUAAAAAUAAAAAACCUAGACCAUCAUGAAAUUCAAAUAGUCAAAAUUCCUCAACUGGGGUCUCAGUCUCGGCAACCAAGCAAUCGUCUUUUCCACAAGGAAGACGACAAUGCCGGCAAACGACGACAUUAGCUUCACUUCCCUCAAACUCCCUUUUCCGUCACCGCCACCGCCAUUUGACCUUUCUCCUUUGUUCACCAGAACCCGAAACUCGUUCGCUCAACUCUUCGACUCGGUCAAGACUCGCUCGGGAAUCGAACGACUCGCCCCCAAGUUCCUUCCUUUACCUUCCAGACCGCUAUUUCGGAAUCGCUUCACCGCCGGCGGAUUAGCGAGUCGGUGCCCUAAGUUACCUCCUUUAUGUUGGGCGUCGCUGUCCUUGACUCGGUCCGAUUCGGAAUCUCGGAAGGAAGACAAGGAACUUCCGAUUGGAAAAUCGUCCCUUCUCUGUUCGGCCUCGUUGUCUCUGACUCGGCCGGACGAUUCGACUCAGUCAGGACUGGAAAGAAGGGAGAUGACGGCGUCGGCGGCGGCGCCGCAGCAGCAGAAGGGGCACUCGGCGAGUCGACACGACGAGGAGAGGGUUCUGAUCAGCGAGGUGUUGGUGAGGAACAAGGACGGGGAUGAGCUCGAGAGAAAGGACCUGGAAAUGGAGGCUUUGGCGGCGCUCAAGGCGUGCCGACCCAAUUCGGCAUUGACUGUGCGCGAAGUUCAAGAGGACGUGCAUCGGGUCAUCGGCAGUGGCUACUUCUGCUCUUGCAUGCCCGUCGCCGUCGAUACGAGGGACGGUAUCAGAUUGGUGUUUCAGGUAGAACCAAACCAGGAAUUUCAAGGGCUGGUUUGUGAAGGAGCAAAUGUUCUUCCUGCUAAGUUUUUAGAGGAUUCAUUUCGAGAUGGAUGUGGAAAAGUGAUUAACCUUAGGCGUUUGGACAAAGCGAUAACGUCCAUCAAUGAUUGGUAUAUGGAGAGGGGCCUUUUUGCUAUGGUAUCGGCUGUUGAAAUUCUAUCCGGGGGUAUUCUUAGAUUACAAGUUUCAGAAGCUGAGGUUAACAACAUCUCCAUACGUUUCCUUGACAGGAAAAGUGGCGAGCCAACUUCAGGGAAGACACAGCCUGAAACAAUACUUCGUCAGCUAACGACCAAGAAAGGACAGGUCUACAGUAUGCUUCAAGGGAAAAGAGAUGUGGAAACUGUAUUGACCAUGGGAAUAAUGGAAGAUGUUAGCAUUAUUCCCCAACCUGCAGAUACUGGAAAGGUUGAUAUGGUAAUGAACGUUGUUGAGCGUCCAAGUGGUGGUUUUUCUGCUGGUGGUGGUAUAUCAAGUGGGAUUACGAGUGGCCCUCUAUCAGGACUCAUUGGAAGUUUUGCAUAUUCUCAUAGAAAUCUUUUUGGAAGAAACCAGAAACUUCAUGUUUCCUUAGAAAGGGGCCAAAUUGACUCAAUAUUUCGUAUAAACUGCACAGACCCAUGGAUUGCAGGAGAUGAUAAGCGGACUUCCAGAACAAUAAUGGUUCAGAAUUCGAGAACGCCUGGCACGCUUGUUCAUGGUAAGGUGCAAGAUGAGGACAUCAGCCCAACCAUAGGUCGUGUCACAGCUGGUGUCGAGUUCAGCCAACCGCUCAGACCCAAGUGGAGUGGUACAGCCGGACUUAUCUUUCAGCAUGCUGGUGCUCGUAAUGAAAAAGGAGAGCCUAUUAUCAAGGAUUGUUUUGGCAGUCCUCUUACUGCAAGUGGCAAGACCCAUGACGAUACACUGCUUGCCAAGUUGGAGACUGUCUACACUGGUUCUGGUGAUCAUGGAUCUUCAAUGUUUGUAUUCAAUGUGGAACAAGGACUUCCUGUAUUGCCAGAAUGGUUGUUUUUUAACAGAGUCAAUGCUCGUGCAAGGAAGGAUAUUGAAAUUGGUCCUGCUCGCAUUCUUUUUAGUUUAUCUGGCGGUCAUGUGGUGGGUAAUUUUUCACCACAUGAAGCAUUUACCAUUGGUGGAACAAAUAGUGUCAGAGGAUAUGAAGAAGGCGCUGUAGGUUCUGGUCGAUCAUAUGCAGUUGGCUCUGGAGAAAUCUCUUUUCCCAUGGUGGGGCCUGUUGGAGGAGUUAUUUUUGCUGACUAUGGAACAGAUCUUGGAUCCGGCCCAACGGUGCCUGGUGAUCCCGCUGGGGCUAGGCUAAAGCCUGGAAGUGGAUAUGGAUAUGGGGUCGGCAUCCGGUUGGACUCGCCUUUGGGUCCUCUUCGUCUUGAAUAUGCAUUUAGUGAUAGCCAGAAUAAGCGGUUUCACUUCGGAGUUGGUCAUCGGAACUAAUCCCCUUUUUGUAUCUUCUUGGUUUUUUCUUAAUUGGUAAUUCAUUUGUUUGUUUUUAGUUGUUAUUUUGUUUUUGUUUUUGUUCGUGGAAUAGAGGCCUGU